GAAGAAGGAGAAGAGGCAGUCGCCACGGUAGAAGAAGGAGGAGAAGGUCGAGUCUGAAGAAAGUGAGAGUUUGUCUGUGGAGCGUCCCGCUGGGUCUACAGCGCGUCAUGGAUGCAGUGAAGGAGGGUCCCAAGAGCUCCCUCAGCUCUGGGAAAAUGGUGGCUCUGGCUGCGGGGCUCUCUGUUGGGGCCACGGUGGGCUACAUCGUCUAUCGCCACAUAAGCAGCACCAGCAGCAGUAAGGAGCCCGACGUUGAGACCUCAAAGAUGACACUUCCUGUAGAAGUUUACAGGAACAUGUCGAGAUACCAAGCCAAGUUCUUGGAAAUGGUGACCCAGAAGUCUGGAGCCCAAGUGAGAGUCUUGUCAGACUCGGGGGCUGUGUGCUUCCUGCUGCAGGGCUCGAAGGAACAGAUCUUUCUGGCUCGCUGUGUCCUGGAGAACCUGGUCACAGACUGUGAACCAGUCACUGAGACUCUGGAGGUCCCUCAGACGGCCUUCGGACGUAUAAUAGGUCGUGGAAGAGAGAGUCUGAAACUGAUCACCAGGACCACAGGGGCCAAAGUGGCUUGUUCCGAAGAGAAGACCCAAGGUCCGUCGACAAAGGGCAACAUAACAAUCACUGGGACCAAACAGGAGGUGAAUCAGGCUAAGGAGCUGAUUCUUGAAAAGGUCAGAGAGGACAUGAUGGUGAGGACAAAGAUCUCCCAGUCAUCUGCUCUACGCCACAAACGUGGCCACACUGGUAUACAUCAGCAGGCAGACAUCACAGAGGCAGAAGAGCCAGUGGGUUUAAACAACAAUGGUCCCUACCCCCAGACGGAGAAGAAUGGGAUCAUUCAUGCCAGUGGAACCACAGGAGAGCCAGAAAGUAAUGUUGACAAGAUGGAGGAGCUAAGAAUCAGCAACACCGACAACAAGGAAGAGGAGGAGGAGGAGGAGGAGGAGAGUAUUUCCACAGACUCACUGUCUGAAGUCUCCAAGUUUGAAAUUCCCAGCCCAGACCUGAGCUUCCAGCCUGACGAACAUCUAGAGGUUUAUGUCUCUGCGUCAGAGAACCCAAACCACUUCUGGAUCCAGAUCCUGGGGGUUCGCUCCCUCCAGCUUGACAAACUUGCACAGGAGAUGAACCGCUUCUACAACAGCGGCAACCCCACAGAGCAGAGGGUGGAGACCAUUGUGGUAGGGGACAUUGUGGCUGCUCCAUACCAGGACCACGGUACAUGGAACAGGGCCAGGGUCCUGGGAAUUCAGAGCUCUGGACUAGUGGACCUUUACUUUGUGGACUUUGGGGACAACGGGGAACUGCCCAGAGACAGCCUCCGCCAUAUGAGGAGUGACUUCCUCAGCUUACCUUUCCAAGCUAUUGAGUGCAACUUAGCAGGAGUGAGACCAAAAGGGGAGAUGUGGACUGAGGCUGCCCUGGAUGAGUUUGAUCAACUGACUUACUGUGCUUCCUGGAAACCCCUGCAGGCCAAACUGUGCAGCUACUCGCACUCUGAGCUGUCCUCCUGGCCCAGUGUUAAGCUCUUUGUCAACAGCGAGGGCAAGACUGUAGAUAUAGGCGAGGAGCUGAUUCGGCGGGACCAUGCUGUCAGCUUCCAGGAGCUGGCAAAUGGGACGACGGAGGGGGGCAAUCUGGGCUGCCUGCAGAGGAUGCUGGAUGAUGUGAUAGGAGCAUCAUCAGAGCUUAGUCUCUCCUGUAUCAGCUUGUCAGAAGUUGGCUCUAUCUCAGGAAGUGUCGAUGAUGUCAUAGAGGACGAGCUGCUCUGAGACCAAAGACGCACCUACAUAUCAAGCACUGACCAUCCAUUCCUCUGCACCAGUUCUAGUGAGAUGAAGGGGAUUCCUUGUCCAACCCAACCUCAUAUUUUCUUCUUGUGGAGCCUUACCGACGUGACAAGCGUGCCACACUUGUUCCAGCCAUAUUCACUUUAUUGUUGUUUCGUCAGGACACAGUGAAUCUUUUGUUUCGCCAUUUUGUGCUGUUCUGUUGCACCUUAUUCAGCUUUGCGUAAAUGUGUCUUUACUAUAGUUUUUGUUGAAUGAAGACAGGCACAAAACCAAUAUCAGUAUUAUUUGUGAAAAGCACUGUGAUACAAGUCAGAGGAAACUGAAGGCAGCUGUAUAUUUUGUUCUCUUGUUUGAAAAGGAUUUAAUUGUCUCUAUAUUAGGCUUCAAGUCAUAUUGAAUUGAAAACGCACAGUAUCGAAUGUGGCCCAUGCUCUCGUGUACGAUGUGAAAAUGUGACAUCUACUGUAUCAUCAGCCAAGAACUGAAGGUGUAAUAGAUUGCACUAUAUAUUAUAAAGGAUUUAUUUUAUGUGAA
Limanda limanda (common dab) is the source of this 2327-nucleotide messenger RNA. RefSeq names its product tudor and KH domain containing (gene tdrkh). The transcript has 14 exons. Bases 108 to 1772 code for a protein of 554 amino acids. The record is from RefSeq and is a predicted model, not a curated record. Gene Ontology annotation, molecular function: RNA binding. Gene Ontology annotation, biological process: spermatogenesis. Lineage: Eukaryota; Metazoa; Chordata; Actinopteri; Pleuronectiformes; Pleuronectidae.